GCUUCAGAAUUUCCCACAUCUCCGGUCCCGAAUCUGAAUCUCGGCCUUAAACCCGAACGUCGCCAGUCCACCAGCCGAUUCUACCGUCCUGUAGGUAGAAUCGCAUUCCAUCAGUCGAAGAAAUGCCGCCUUCGCUUUCUAGACCGUCAAUAUGCGGCUUACAAUCCGCCCUCUCGUGCCGCAUCUCGACGACGACUAGGGCAGCAACAUCAUCCUCGCCAUGGCGGGUGUUCAGUACGACUCCCGUGGCCUCUCAGUCCUUUGCAGUGCCACCCGAAUCUCCCAAAUUCAUCACCAUGCCGGAGCCGCCCCAGUCCUCGGAGCCCAAACUGCCCCCGAUCAAGGGCCACCUCCCGGUCCCGCGCGACAUUUUCCCCGCCCGCGAGGGUAAACGCAAAGUGAAGGCCAGCUACAUCGAGUCCACCAUACCCCUCUCUAAGGCCGAGCUCGCCGGCGAACCCCCCAAAUCCGAGGAAGAGGCCCGGCGCCGGCUGAUGGCGGCCGCCCGCCGCAGCGCCUUCGCGACCGGCGUAAGAGGGCUGUACAUGCGCAAGUCGCUACGCGUGAAGCGGGUCACGGCGCGCGCCGAAGCCAAGCGGAAAGCCAACCUGGCGGCCGCGACGGCGCCCGAAAGGUUGGACGACGUGCUCACACGGCCGACGGUGCGCGCGGCGACGGCGCUGGAUACGACGGUCAAGCCGGACCCGGACCGGUUCGCGGCCGCCGAGGAGGCGCGAGCACGGGUUCAGCAGCAGGAGGAGCUCAAGGCGGAGGCGCGGCGAGACGCGUUGACGCAGCUGUACGUGGCGGCACAGGACUUCAUCGUGGACGAGGCCGAGCUGGAGGCGCGCGUCAACGCCAUCUUCACGGCGGACCACCACAAGUACGGCGGGCAUGACCGCGGACAGAGUAUCUGGGACGUGCACAGGGCGCCUAUCAGCGUGGCCGAGAUGCAGGCCGAGAUGGAUGGGUCGACGAACAACCUAAGAGACUUCAAGAGGACGCCGGUGACAAAGACGACGCUGAGACAAAAGGCUGUGGCGGAGGAGUUGACCGGCGGGAAGCUCUGAGAUGCCACUGGGCUUUGUUGCUACCAUCAUGCUGCAGUCGAGGGCUUGUGGCGGGUUGCUUUGGCCUGACGGCGAAUGUAUCAAACUGGAUGACGAGGUGUACUGUACAAAUAGAGUUAAGGCUGGCCACGGAUAUAUGCAUUGUAUAUGUUUCUAUUCGCGAAGAAGAACCAUAUGUACGGUGUACACCCAUUGCUACUAUGCGAUGCGUGCA
Messenger RNA from Chaetomium strumarium, 1284 nucleotides. RefSeq lists its product as uncharacterized. The transcript has a single exon. The record is from RefSeq and is a predicted model, not a curated record. Lineage: Eukaryota; Fungi; Ascomycota; Sordariomycetes; Sordariales; Chaetomiaceae. Bases 123 to 1070 code for a protein of 315 amino acids.